AUGGCCGGGUCUACCACUGGUGAGCCUAAUGAUGAGAUCGUUCCUACUGAAAAUUUAAAUGGCUCUGCCCAACCUACCCCCGAGGUCAAUGAGAAUAAAGAGGUUAAAGAUGUUAAGGAUGGCAAGGCCCCAGCCGAAAAAGCCCCCAAAUUGGCCUGCAGGGGUAAAAAGCAUGACAUGAAAAAGAGAAAACCCAAAAAGAAGAAUGAUGAAAGUGAUUCUUCUUCCUCUUCUUCCUCGCCACACGAAAGUGACGCAGACUCUGAUGAAAGCUCUUCCUCAGAGAGUGAGUCAGAUAGCGAGAAGAGAAAACGGCAUCGAUUGCGCACUAAAGCGCGGUCUAAACGUGCCCUGAAGGAUAAAAAGCGUCUCAGAAAGAAGAAGCAACGGUCGCGCAAAGUCGAAACUUCCGAUUCUUCGACUGAUACUUCAGAAGUAUCAGAGGACGAGGCUUCUGCCGAAUCAGAUGAAUCGCUUGAUGAUAGAGCUCUGCGGAAAUUGAUUACACGGCUCAAACUCAAAAAGCGUGCGAACGAGCUCACAGCAAGUGAUCCGGUGGUUGAUAGGAGCCGCGAGAAGCGCCCCAAGAAGAAGAAGCCGGCUUCGAAAGUAGCUUACAAGCGUGUAGAUCAAUUAUGGGACACCACCAUUCACAAAUACAAGCUCACCGAAACGGUCGAUGACCUUGAAGCCCAGGAAUGGGAUCAGUAUAUCUUCAACGUCCGUCGCAAGUUCAAUUGGGAGAACAAAUACCUCGAGACAGUCGUCGACAUCAAAAGCAAGCACCUCCGUGAUGCCUUAUCCAAAAUCAUGGACGGGGUCAAAGGUAUCAGCCUGGUGGAAGAACCAGCGGUUGUUGAUCCCAACAUGCUCUUCCUGUAUCUUGAAGAAACCCGCCAAUACAUGAAAGACAUGAAGAAGCAAGCGCGCAACGAGAAAAAGCGCAAAGCCCGCAAAAUAGCUGCCGCCAAAGCUGCCCAUCUGAAGGUUCUCGUCAAAUAUCUCGAUACAGACUAUGCUGAUAUCAAGAAAACUUUGUACCCCCUCCUUGAAGCAAACACCAUAACCUUCGACCUUCUCUGGGCUCUUUUCAAGCCCAACACCAUUGCUUACUCCCCAACCUACGGGAACGCGGACGAGCCACGUGCUUUCAAAAUUGAGUACGCAAUCAAAGAAUCGUCCUUCAUGAAAGGCCAAUGGUACAGCGUUGAGGGCCGCUACCUCGAGUACGACGGCAAAGACUUCGGCUUCGGCUCGAUGUCUGCGGAGGUCGAUGCGUUCAAGGGCGCUCGCAAAAUCACUUCCCUCGCUUGCUACCCGCUCAAGUACCACCGUGACUCCGAGGCGCUGCGUGCUCGGUUGAUCGAGCGUGGUAAGCGCUUCGUUGCCCUCCGCGGUAUGAACUAUCGCUUCCACAAAGGUAUGGCGUUUUACAAGAAGAAGCGCUCCUUCGUGAUCAAGGUCAACAUCAAUGGUCGGGUCAUGAUCGAUCCGGCUAUCCAUCGCCGUAUCAAUCCUAACUACCCGAUUUCUACGGUCCGGCCUAAAGACCCCGAUCUGCUGGAUGCAGAGGAUCUCGGUCUCUCCGAUAAUGACGGAGACGACAGCGAAGCGUGCUGCUGUGGCGGAUCAGACUCAGACGAGAAUGAUCAUCACGGCUCGUCUGACACACCGCGCAUCGCUUACAAAGUCAUCGAAGGAGACGACGGCACACCGCGCGUUGUCGAAGUCGAGGUUGACGAGAGCGGCGCCGAGAUCCAGAAAGAGAAGAUCGACCGCAUCGACAACAACGCAGAGACCAAGGAACGCGAGUUCACAGAGGAAGAGCUCCUUGUCGCCAGCCCUGUCGUCCUCGGCUUCGCCUUCAGCGAGAAACUCUGGCUGGAAUUUACUAUCUCCGGCAUCAGCGACAUCGAAUGGGACAAGGACGCCUUCGGCUCUCUCGUGCUCCCCUCGAACCAAAAGUCCAUCGUCAAGGCGCUGGUAGAAUCGCACACCUUCCACGCAGCAGAGAACAUCGACGACGUCAUCCAGGGUAAGGGCAAGGGCCUUGUUGCUGUUCUGCAUGGUCCACCGGGCACCGGAAAGACGCUUACAGCGGAAGGCAUUGCGGAGCUGCUCCGGCGGCCGCUUUACAUGGUCAGCGCGGGCGAGCUGGGAACGGACUCGCGCACGCUGGAGGCGGAGUUGAACAAGAUUCUGGAUAUUGCGCAUUCAUGGGGCGCUGUGCUGCUUCUGGAUGAAGCGGAUGUUUUCCUUGAGAAGCGCACGAUCCACGAUAUCCACCGCAACGCGCUCGUUAGCAUCUUCCUCCGCUUGCUGGAAUAUUUCCAGGGUAUUCUGUUCCUGACGACGAAUCGUGUGGAGACGUUCGACGAUGCGUUCCAGUCGCGGAUUCAUGUCGCGCUGCGGUACGGUGAUUUGACUUCCAAGGCGAAGAGAAGUAUUUGGAAGAUGUUCUUGGAGCGCGUGCGGGCUAUCGAGGGUGUGAAGGUUGCGCCUUUCUCUGAACAGGACUUCGAUACACUUUCUAGGCAUACUUUGAAUGGUAGACAGAUCAAAAACUCUGUUCGCACUGCGCAAGCUCUUGCGGUUAAUGAGAAGUCGCCUUUGGCUAUGGAGCACAUUAAACGUGUGCUUGAAGUGGCCGAGACUUUCGAUCAAGAUCUGCGUGGUGGAACGGGAUACUUGGAUGCUAUGCGGAGUUACACUUGA
Messenger RNA from Penicillium soppii, 2715 nucleotides. RefSeq names its product ATP-binding protein. Bases 1 to 2715 code for a protein of 904 amino acids. The transcript has 3 exons. Gene Ontology annotation, molecular function: ATP binding; ATP hydrolysis activity. The record is from RefSeq and is a predicted model, not a curated record. Lineage: Eukaryota; Fungi; Ascomycota; Eurotiomycetes; Eurotiales; Aspergillaceae.